CCCAAACGCAAUACCGAUACCGAAAAGGUGGCCCGCCUGCCCGACUGUACCCACCUGGGCCCAGGUCUGACUUCAUAAUAAUAAUAAUACUUCCGUGCCUCCUCGUCUGUCUCCUCUCUCCACGUCUUACUCUAUAGCCUUCUACCACACCAAGCCCCAUCGACCAGACAAACGAAAUGGCUACCAACGGCAAUGACAAGGGGGAAGGAGGAGCCGUGGGCAACGAAAAGAUCAACACAGAUAUCAUCACCCUCACCCGCUUUCUUACCGAGGAGCAAACAAAGCACAAGGAGGCAACGGGAGACUUCACACUUCUAUGCCAUGCCCUCCAGUUUGCUUUCAAGAGCAUCGCCUACUACAUUCGAAGAGCAACGCUCAUCAACCUCACUGGCUUACAAGGCACUUCGAAUACGACGGGCGACGAGCAGAAGAAACUCGACGUAAUCGGCGACGAGCUCUUCAUCUCGGCUAUGCGCUCCAGCGGUCGCGUGCGUUUGCUGGUGUCUGAAGAGCAAGAAGAGGCCAUAGUCUUCGACGAAUUCCCCAGCGCGCGAUACGCCGUAGCCUGCGAUCCCAUAGACGGUUCGUCCAACCUCGAUGCUGGUGUCUCGGUCGGCACCAUCUUCGCCGUAUACAAGCUUGCCGAGGACGCGCAGGGCACCAAGGAGGAUCUCCUGAAGCCAGGCACGGAAAUGGUUGCAUCAGGAUUCACCAUGUAUGGUGCUUCUGCGCAGUUGGUAAUCACCAUGAAGGGCGGCAGUGUCAAUGGCUUCACCUUGGACAAUGCGUUUGGCGAGUUCAUCUUGACCCAUCCAGACAUGAAGUGUCCAAAGACGAGGGCGAUUUAUUCAGUAAACGAGGGCAACUCGUUGUACUGGGAGGAACCGGUCAAGGAGUGGUGCCACAGUUUGAAGAACCCUGCCGAGGGAGGCAAGCCUUAUAGCGCGAGAUACAUCGGCUCCAUGGUGGCAGACGCCUACCGAACGCUGUUGUACGGCGGUAUCUUUGCGUAUCCAGCGGACAAGAAGAGCCCCAAGGGCAAGCUGCGUAUCCUGUACGAAUGCGCCCCAAUGGCCAUGGUCUUUGAGAACGCUGGGGGUCUCGCGAUCAAUAGUAAAAUGGAGCGCAUGCUAGAAGUCGUGCCCGAACACAUCCAUGACCGAUCUGGUAUUUUCCUUGGUUCGGAGGGCGAGGUACAAAAGGUCAUUGAUGCGCACAAGAAGCACCAGAAAUAGGUUGCUUGCGCAUGGGUAGCGGGCAAGGCUGCAAUAGUUUGAGCACGCAGAAUACUUGACCAAGUGCAACGGAUAUACCGAAUUUCGGGACUAUUCUGGUGACAAAGCAAGCCGGCAACAUGUUUAUCAGCAGCCGGGUCGCUCUCAUGCACGAUUACCGACAGUCAGCCUGAUCUCGUACCACUGUCAGCAUGCAAGUAAUUGAUGCUUUCGGAAACGUGUGUUGGCAACCGUGAGUCUGGGAGUGAAAAUGAAAGUCGAUUGAUCAGC
Molecule: messenger RNA, 1505 nt
Organism: Cucurbitaria berberidis CBS 394.84
Lineage: Eukaryota; Fungi; Ascomycota; Dothideomycetes; Pleosporales; Cucurbitariaceae
Product: fructose-1,6-bisphosphatase
Exons: 4
Coding region: 177-1235 (352 amino acids)
Biological process (GO): fructose metabolic process; gluconeogenesis; fructose 6-phosphate metabolic process
Cellular component (GO): cytoplasm; cytosol
Molecular function (GO): fructose 1,6-bisphosphate 1-phosphatase activity
Source: RefSeq, a predicted model, not a curated record